AUGAGGGUGGAGUACGUCGACCGCAACGGCGGCUCAGUCCACGGCGAGAAGCACGGCGGCGCGACGGAACGCAGCCACUCCGUGAAGAUCGACGUGGACUUCCCGUACGAGUUCUUGACGGGCGUCAGCGGCUGCUACCGCGCGGCGCACGGCGGGUCUGCGCCGCCGGUGGUGCGGUCGGUGACGUUCGCGACGAGCCGGGGGACGGAGCGGCUGGCACCUCGACGCGCUGGGCCUCUACGUCGCGGCGCUGCGGCCGAGACGCUCCGUGACGUGGUCCAGGAGCGCGGCCUCAUGGCGUACCGCUCCUUCGUCUACGGGGAUGCCGGGUCGGCGGCGCGCCAUCAGGAUAGAAGUGAGCAAUGA
Miscanthus lutarioriparius is the source of this 366-nucleotide messenger RNA. Lineage: Eukaryota; Viridiplantae; Streptophyta; Magnoliopsida; Poales; Poaceae. The record is from the annotation of a GenBank genome assembly.